Molecule: messenger RNA, 780 nt
Organism: Macrosteles quadrilineatus (aster leafhopper)
Lineage: Eukaryota; Metazoa; Arthropoda; Insecta; Hemiptera; Cicadellidae
Exons: 4
Coding region: 94-696 (200 amino acids)
Source: RefSeq, a predicted model, not a curated record
CACAUCGACCAAGUGGCACGCCACGGCCAGGACCCGGUCAGUAGUUAGCUGCGCUCUGUCCAGACGACAACGAGACUGCGCAGACGCACUGAGAUGGGGCUGUUUACAUUAGUGAGUAAAGUAGUGAUCCUGAUAGCGGUAUCGAGGUUAUGUUAUGCUGAUGAGCAAGAUAAAGAAAAGCCUCAGGACAUAGCCACUCCUCUGAAAUCAGCUGUUCAACAAUCAAAUGUUCACUUUGAAGCGAGAUCAGCUGUUGAGCCACAUAUCAUUGAUUCUGCAACCAAAUCAGCUAUUGAUAUAUCAGCGGGGGAUGAAAUCAGUUCAACAGAAAAUGAUUCAGAAUCGAGAGGACAUGGGAUCAAAAUCAAGAAAAAGAAGCCAAAGCUGAAGAAAGCCAAGAAGUAUCUGAAGAAGUUCCUGCCUUUCCUCUUGAUUCCUCUGCUGAUUCAAGCUAAGCUGAUUCCACUCUUCCUCUUCAAGCUGAAGCUGAUAGCUCUGAAGGCUUUUGGAGUCGGCAAGCUGGCUCUGCUGCUGAUAGCCAUCAACAUGAUAUACACAUUGCUGCACAAGGGAUCUCAGGAUCAAGAUCAGCACUACAGCAAGGAAGUACUAGCCUCUGAACACUACGGAUACAACGGAGGACCCGAGUAUGGAGCUUGGGUCAACAAGAGGCUUUUCAACGUCGCUCAACCUUAGACCACCUUGUCUGCUCACUUUGCCAUAUCCAAGCCAAAGACUGUACAUCGUUAUUAAUUUAUUGAAUAAAUAUUUUUAGUUACA